Amyelois transitella is the source of this 6216-nucleotide messenger RNA. It is a transcript of the gene ari-1, whose product is annotated as E3 ubiquitin-protein ligase ariadne-1. The coding region runs from base 167 to 1678 and encodes 503 amino acids. The record is from RefSeq and is a predicted model, not a curated record. The transcript is spliced from 10 exons. Gene Ontology annotation, molecular function: ubiquitin protein ligase activity; ubiquitin conjugating enzyme binding; zinc ion binding. Gene Ontology annotation, cellular component: cytoplasm; nucleus; ubiquitin ligase complex. Gene Ontology annotation, biological process: positive regulation of proteasomal ubiquitin-dependent protein catabolic process; protein polyubiquitination; ubiquitin-dependent protein catabolic process. Lineage: Eukaryota; Metazoa; Arthropoda; Insecta; Lepidoptera; Pyralidae.
GUCAUAGACACUGCCACCCAUACGUCAGAGAUUUUGGCAGACCGUGGGUGAACUAUUUUCUUCAUUGUUGACCUUUCCUAAAUCUUAGGUGUAAUUAUUUCAUCAUUAGACGUGCUUUGGCUGUACCCAUAUUAUCUAGUUUACUUAUUUCGUCAACGUCUCGACUAUGGACUCUGAAGAUGACACCAAGGAUGAUGUGGAUUCUGGUAACGAGUCCAGUGGAGACGAUGUCGACUUUGCAAUGGACGUUGAGACCCACAGUACUAGGGAACGACAAACGGAACUGGAAGAAUAUCCAUACGAAGUGUUAUCGACGGAGGAAAUUGUUCAGCACAUGGUUGAUUGCAUUAAAGACGUGAACACUGUAGUGGAGAUACCAGCAACAACAACACGCAUACUUUUAAAUCACUUCAAAUGGGACAAGGAAAAGCUCAUGGAGCGGUUCUAUGAUGGGGACCAAGAUCAGUUGUUCUCUGAAGCUAGAGUCAUUAAUCCAUUCAGAAAACCAGUGAUACAAAGGCCAAAGCUACCUAGGCGGAUAUCAACAUCUGGUACAGAGGAAUGUGAAAUAUGUUUUACAAUUUUACCUUUGACGAUGAUGACGGGGUUGGAGUGCGGACACAGGUUUUGCACACAGUGCUGGUGCGAAUAUUUAACUACUAAAAUUAUGGAGGAAGGCUUAGGUCAAACGAUAGCGUGCGCCGCGCACGAGUGCGACAUUUUGGUGGACGACGCGACCGUCAUGCGGCUGGUGCGGGAGCCGCGGGUCAAGUUGAAGUACCAGCACAUCAUCACCAACAGCUUUGUUGAGUGUAAUCGACUGUUACGCUGGUGUCCAUCGCCGGAUUGCAGCAACGCGAUCAAAGUGGCUUACGUGGAAGCCGCGCCCGUGACGUGUCGCUGCGGACACACGUUCUGCUUCGCGUGCGGCGAGAACUGGCACGACCCCGUGCGGUGCUGUCUGCUGCGGAAGUGGAUCAAGAAAUGCGAUGACGACUCCGAGACGUCUAACUGGAUAGCGGCGAACACGAAGGAGUGUCCGAAGUGCAACGUGACCAUAGAGAAGGACGGCGGCUGCAACCACAUGGUGUGCAAGAAUCAGAACUGCAAGGCCGACUUCUGCUGGGUGUGCCUUGGCCCCUGGGAGCCACACGGGAGCAGUUGGUACAACUGUAAUAGAUACGACGAAGACGAAGCGAAAGCGGCUCGCGACGCCCAAGAGCGUUCCCGCGCGGCUUUACAACGCUACUUGUUCUAUUGCAACCGUUACAUGAACCACAUGCAGUCGCUGCGCUUCGAGUCCAAACUGUACGCGUCCGUCAAGGAGAAGAUGGAGGAGAUGCAGCAGCACAAUAUGAGCUGGAUCGAGGUGCAAUUCCUGAAAAAAGCCGUGGACAUCCUAUGCCAGUGCCGGCAGACGCUGAUGUAUACAUACGUGUUCGCGUACUACCUCCGCAAGAACAACCAGUCGGUGAUUUUCGAGGACAACCAGCGGGACCUGGAGUCAGCUACUGAGACCUUGUCUGAGUACCUCGAGCGAGACAUCACUAGCGAGAACCUCGCCGAUAUCAAGCAGAAGGUGCAGGACAAAUACAGAUAUUGCGACAGUCGGCGCAAGGUGCUGCUAGAACACGUGAACGAGGGCUACGAGAAGGACUGGUGGGACUACACAGAGUAAACACCCUUCUCUACUUCGUUGAGCAUCGCAUCAUACUCGUAAAGCCCCUAUUACACUAAUGUGUCACAUUGAUCCAGUGACAAAAGCCUUGCUGACUGCUAAUUAGAAUGAGAGGCUGAAACACGUGUACUGGAAAUAGCAUCGUCUAAUAGGGGCUCAAAACCAAUAUGCCAUUGAUUUAAUUCAGACGGCCCAAAUCAUUGAGUAUCUAAUUCAGUUCAGUGAAAUAACAUUUAGCAUCUUCAUGUUAUGUUUUUUCACUUUUUUGAAUUAGUAAGUGGGAUAGGCGCUUAACAAUAGGUUAUACUGUUCAUACGAAAAAAUGAAAAUUAUAGACGAAAAUGUGUGCUGUCUCAUUUUAUAGCGGUCCAAUGUGUAGGCUUGUUUAGAAAGGCUGAUGUUUGUAUAUAGUUGAUAGGUCAUUCGUAAUUCUACGAAACAUUUUAACAUAAAAGAGUACCUUGUUUCAAGGUUACCUUUUGCCUAUAUUGUUUAUGAAUUGUUCUAUUAUAAUUGAAUAAUAAAACAAAUUUGAGACGUCCAUUUCUGUGGUUAAUUUUUGGGAUCUAGUUAGUGUGUAGGUUAUUUUCACCUGACGAUAUUUUCCCUCGCAGUAAGAGCGUGUUAGCAAUCAAUAUAAUGUACAUUACUCUAAGAGAUAUUGAUUAAUAGAGUCAGGAAUGAAACUGAUGACAAAAUAUGGGAUGCUCAAGCGGGAUUUCGAAAGGGAAUGGAAUGUACUGAUCAGGUCUUUUCCUUGCGGUGCAUAGCCGAAAAGUUUUUGGCCAAGAGUCAAAAAGUCUAUUGCACAUUCGUAGAUCUGGAAAAGGCCUAUGACAGAGUUGAGAGGAAUGAAUUGUGGUCUGCACUUUCUAUGCAUGGGGUGAGCAGUCUCUUAAUACGAGCACUGAAAUCCUUAUAUGAGGAUUAGAGUGCUUGUGUCAGGAUAAACGGAGCGCACACUGAGUGGUUUAAGAUUGAGAAAGGCGUUGGGCAAGGAUGUGUUGCGUCACCGUGGCUGUUCAACCUAUUUAUGGAUAGUUGUUUGACAGAUUUGAAAGAGUCUGAAAGUGGAUUAAGGAUGAAUGAGUUACUCGUCAAAUGUCUGCUCUACGCCGACAAUCAGAUUAUACUGGCGUCAUCAGCGGAGGAGUUACAGGAGAUGGUAAACUGUAUGCAUGAAGCUUUAAAAGAGAAAGGAAUGAAAGUGAACGUAAGUAAAACUAGAACACUGGUUUUUGAAAUGGAGAAAGAAAUGACAGCAUGUAAUAUUUUGAUUGGAGGAAUAAAAGUGGAGCAAGUGAAAGAGUUUGUAUAUCUAGGAUCAAAGUUUACAUCAGAUGGCAAGUAUGAUAGUGAUAUUGAAAGGAGAGUGAACGCGGGGAACAUGGUGAAUGGAGCUUUGCAUGCCUUUAUGAGCAGCCAGUCGAGCCUUUUUGGAUAGUUUCCAAGUUAUGGGAGUUAAAGUUGGGUAUGGCUAAAGAAGCAUGAAAGCAGAAUAAAUGCAGUGGAAAUGAGAGCGUUAAGGAGUAUGUUGGGUGUGAAAUUGAGUGACAGGAUAAGGAACAGCGUGAUAAGGGAAUGUUGUGAUGUGAAAGAAGAUGUAGUUACAGGAAUAGAAAAGGGUAUGUUAAGAUGGUUCGGUCAUGUGGAGAGGAUGAAUGAAAGCAGGUUGACUAAGCAGAUAUACAAGGAGAGUGUGGAGGCAAAGGUCGGAGUGGGAAGACCUAGACGAACGUAUCUUGAUCAAAUUAAGAACGUCCUGGUAAAGGGUCAGGUCAAAAGUACACGAAACCGCCGAGCUUGUAUGAAGAGAGUUAUGAAUGUGGAUGAAGCGAAGAAAGUAUGCAGAGAUCGUGGCAAGUGGAAAGAGGUAGUCUCUGCUUACCCCUCCGGGAAAGAGGCGUGAUUUUAUGUAUGUAUGUGUACUCUAAGAGAAUCGUAGGCCGUAGUUAGUUAUUCGCAUUUGUGCAGUUUAGAACGGGCACGGUUUUCUUCAAGUUGCAAUAAUGUUCUUAUGAGUAAAACAUGGUUCUAUGUUUUUUUUUAGCGAGUUUGCUGAGUUAUUGUUCUGAGAAAUAAAAGCAGGUGUUUAGGGAAGACAACCGGAACAAACGCUUGUAGUAUGACAGUAUCUAUUUGGUAGACGUGGUUUUCGUAAUAUGUAAUUGUGGUAUCGAUUUAGAAACGAUAGAAAUGGCGAUCGAUUAACUGCUAGCGUCCUCCGGAGCGGGUUCUUUGUCAUCAAGUGAAAUUAAACUUUGUGUAGCAAGAAGUAAGGUUCAAUAUUUAGGCGCGCCGCCGGGUGCGGUCACUGACGAUCGUUUCGGAUAAACCUUAUGUGCUGGCAAUAAGGUUCAAUAUUGUGUUCGCACCGCCAUUCACCGAUGACAAAGGGGACGAAGUAAUAAGAUAUGUGCAAUAACGUGAUUAUGUCUAUGCGCUGUAGUUUUCAGUUGAGGCUGUCUAGUGUAGACUGAGCACACAUUUAAGUCUCAAUCAAAAACCAUUUUUUUAUGAACAGUGUGACUCAAUUUAUAAUUAUUCAUUAUCGCUUUCUCAUCACAUCGCUUGGUUUACAAUCCAACUAUCACUUAUAUUCGUAAAAGCCACGUUUGUGGUUUUGUGUGUCUGAUGUGAGCUGUUUAUAGCAUUCAAUAUCUGAAUGGUUCAUUUUUAUUUUAUUUACACAUUAUUAGAUCAGCACUGGCGUCAUUGGAGGUUCAAAACAUUUCUUAGGUAAUUGUACUUGGCCAGUUUCGGACAAGGCUACUUAUUUUUAUUUAUUACUAGCGGACCCGACAGACUUCGUUCUGUCAAAAAGAUUUGUAAUAUGACAGUUUUUUGUUCCUAUCUAUUAGACCUACAUUGCUAAGACAACAGUGAACUUUAUACUUUAGCAAUAAAGCUCAAAUUGACUGUUCGUAUUAGUUAGAAAACGUUUGUAUGGGAUAAAGAAAAGGACUGUUUUUAAGGUUUUUCAGGCAAUUAUUUGGGUAUUUUUUCGCCGUAAAAACCAUCCUUGAGCUUCGACGAAUAUUAAUAAAAAAGAAUUGGCCAAAUUGGUCCAGGCGUUCUUGAGUUAUGCGCUUACCAACUUAUUUAGCGAUUCAUUUUUUUUAUUAUUUGGGGUGAGAUUAUGUCAAAUCAUUAAUUCAUUUCGAAUCAAUCAAUGCAAUUUUUUGCCUGGUCUAUUAUCGUUACUUCAGUAAAGAUAAACAAAUUAAAAAAUAAAUAAAAACAAACAUAUAAUAUUGACCCAUUAAACGACUAUUUUAUUUUAUGUAUUAUAUAUAGAACACACUACAAUUUAGAACAUUAAUUUUAUUAGUAACUUACAGAGUUAAGAUCAUUGUAAGAUCUCCAUGUUUGGUACUGACGCUAAAGUCAUCACAAAUCAAUAUUCCUCAUUCAAUUAAAGAGCUUUGUGUUCAUCGAACACUUUAUUAAAAGCAUAUUGAAUUAAUUUGUCUGUCUAAUGUGUCAAAAUAUGUUUUCAGAAAUUUUGCUAUCUUGUUUAGCCUAACGGCCAUUGUAAAAUAACUUCAUUAAACGUAAAUUACUAUAGUUCAUCUUCUGAGUAAAAGUUUACUUAUGAUGACAUGCCACCGUGUAAGAUCUCAUUGAAUGUAUAUUUUUUGAUAUGAAACUGCUACAUUUUGUAGCCACCUUUACGUUUAAUUCAUGACUAUAACAAUUUUCAUGACUUCUACAUUACUAACUGUGUGGCUUGACUGUGAAGUUCUGACAUCUUGUUUUGUGCUGUAGAUAUCAAAUUAAUAUCUAAUAUCUGUUUGAUAAUUGUAAUUUUUAUUUAUAAUAUAGUAGAUAUAUAUGUUUGUAAUUUUAUGGUAAGUUUCAUUAGUACUUCAAGUUUUUUAUGUAAAAGAUAAUAACUAGUAACAAUAAUUUAGAUUCACAUUGUUUGUGUAGUAAUUUAAUUCCAUAAAAGCAUUACAGAUGGCUUUGCGGUUUUUGCGGAAAUCCAAUCGUAAAAUGUACAUUUAUUACGAGUAUGAGGAUGUUUAACAUAGUACUAUAGUAUUACCUUCCGCCAUCUUGGUAACCCCGUACAGAUCUUCGCAAUAGCAUUCGUGCAUAGGUCCCAUUUUAUUUCGACCAUAAAAUUUAGGUUUAAUUAUAAUAUUGAAUGAUUUUGAUACUUUAUAUUUAAUGUAGCGUCGUAUAACUCAUCUAGUGUAGUUAAACUUAAAAAUUCUUAAUGCUUUUCGAAUCUUGGUAUUACGAUAACCUCAUCCUCAAAUUUUUUGUAAUAUACUGUGGUUUAUAUUUUCAAGAUAGUAUGAAUUAAGUCAUUAUUUUUCAUAAAUAAAUUUUGAUCCGUAUAGUGGCACAACUUCUAACUAACGAUUUGUCGGUUAAGGAAAUAUGAGAAAAAUAUUUUUACCAAAAAUCCUAUUUUUGUUAUUAGGGUACUGUUUAAUAAUAACAUAUAUGGAGAUGUAAGCUAUUAGCUCAGGAUAGUGCGUUUUAUUCUGUGAUCGACUUUUAAUUUGAUAAUGCCUUGAAGGCACGGU